Messenger RNA from Tribolium madens (black flour beetle), 871 nucleotides. RefSeq lists its product as uncharacterized. Bases 108 to 704 code for a protein of 198 amino acids. The transcript is spliced from 4 exons. Lineage: Eukaryota; Metazoa; Arthropoda; Insecta; Coleoptera; Tenebrionidae. The record is from RefSeq and is a predicted model, not a curated record.
AGUGAAGGGAAAACACAAGACAGAAUUUAUAAAUAUAGGUUUGGCUGGAUUGCUGAUUCUAGUGAAUUGAAACUCUUCAGUGCAAGCAGAUCAUCCCUCAAUCAAAAAUGAAAUUGAACGUUAUAGUGUUAUUCGCUCUAGUCUUUUUAAUAGCAUUAACUUCAGCUCGACCAGCAGAAGAAGAAUAUGCAGAAUACGAAGAUGAACCAGCGCCUCCACCAAAAAAAACUCCAGCACGUAGUUCCCUAAUCGGAAGACGGAAUCCCUUAGCUGCCAGAAACGCCAAAACUACUUCAACAACAACAGCAACACCACCAGCGGAGGAGGAGGAAGAAGAAGUCGUCGAUGAAGCUGAAGGAGAAGAAAAGCAAGAACAGACGAGUUCCACCACAGAAGCGCCGAAAAAAUUCCUGAAAGGGGGAAUUGUGCGACCUUUCAGGAGCAACGACGAAUUAUUAGCAACCUUGAAACGUAGGAGGGAACAAGCAGCUAGCAACAAACAUUCCAAAGUAAAUCACGCGAGUGAAGCGGAGGAAUCGGCUCCAGCCCCAGUACACAACGAGCCAGUUUCCAAGCCCUCGAGGGCUUCUGCAGGAAGAAGGAGAUUCAACAGUGCGAAGAACAAUGAGCCAACUGCCGAAGAACAGCCUUCUUCGACCGCCGCUCCGGCCAGGACGGGCAGAAGAUUUAGUUCCAGAAGCUAAUUACAAAGAUAUUGUAUAAUUAAGACAUAUAAAUUGUAAACUGUACAAUAAUAAACGUUUAGGAAUGCGAUAGUUAUGUGACGUUCAAAUAUUUGUAAGGAAUAGAAAAUAGUUUUCGUAUAAAGAAAUUGUAAAUAAAUCUGACAAAUAUACCGAUAUUCACACAA